Exophiala mesophila is the source of this 3414-nucleotide messenger RNA. RefSeq lists its product as uncharacterized. The coding region runs from base 203 to 3025 and encodes 940 amino acids. The transcript has 3 exons. Lineage: Eukaryota; Fungi; Ascomycota; Eurotiomycetes; Chaetothyriales; Herpotrichiellaceae. The record is from RefSeq and is a predicted model, not a curated record.
CAUACGCCAGCAGCCAAAGCCCAUUCGCAUGUGGCUAAUCUGAGGUUGCGACUGUAUCAUUCUAGAUGGGUGUCAAAGCGUCAAUCCUCGAUCCAGAAAGGACUCCCUGACCCUUGACUCGGCGCAGUCCGUCAUCGCUAUCAGCCCUCGCUUCACUCCAUACCAUUCCCCCGUGCAGACAGAGCAUUUCUCCGCCACGAGCAUGGACGGUCAUGCUCAUUCUUCAGGGAGCCUGUCCUCCUCUCCUCCACCAUCUUCGUUACCACAGCACCAACCUUCUCUUCAACGUCUUCCUUCCCUCUCCGCGGCCCUGAAGCCUUUCUCCUCUGCUCCCGUUCGCAGAAAACCUCUCCCUUCUCAGUCCACGCCGACACUUCAACCUCCUCCCAGCUCGACAUCUUCACCAUUACAGACAUCGUCGUCGACCGAACCUUCAUUUGCGGCUCCUCUUGGAGGUGUUGAUCGUUCACUUCCAGUGCAUUCCUCCUCUCCUGAUCUACCACCGAAAGACUACGACGACAGUCCUUUAACCCGUACCUAUACCAACGGCUCACUAUCGGGAACCACCAUCCCACGGAUACAACACUCACCUGCGGGCCAACAUCCAACACAAACGCCCAAUGGCAUCCCCUUAGGCCAAGUCAUCGUGGAAGAGGAAAUGGCCUCGAAGUCUGCCUCGAGGCCUCCGCCUCUGCGGACCGACUCGUCUUCCUCCAACAGGUCACUGACCGUUGUGGACGGGAAAAAGCCAACAACACCAGGGAGCAAGUUCACAUCCUUCUUCUCCAGGAAACCAAUUGCUUCACCUAGCUCUGAAUCAGCUGUCACAGACAUAUCAGAUAGAAGAUCACCUCUUCCUUCACCUUACGCUGGCUCACCACAUGCUUCGACCCACUUCUCCGGGGGUUCUGUCUACGGUAACGGAGGGGGCAGACAACCCCAAUCACAGUCAUCUCAAGACUCGAUCGACUUCGAUGGCAGCUCACGCCCUCGAGGUUCGUAUCACAGUGACUCGGCACAGAGAUGCCUCCAGCUGGAAGCUGAGCUCCGCGAGAUCAGCACCGAGUUGGCAAAUUCCAUUAAGCGCGAGAUGGAUUUAGAAGACCUUGCUGAGAGACUUCAGACAGAAGGACCAGGUUUUCAUCGAGAGGCAGAUCGCACCAGUGAUUACUUCUCAGAUUCGGGCACAAGCUCUAUCCGCCCUCAAAUGAAUGACGACCCUAAAGAGGAGGUGGCAAGGGUGAAGAGGGAGUCGGAGCAGCUCAGAGCACAACUAAAAGUCGAAAUGUCCCAAAAAUGGCAGACAGAACGAUCAAGCCGGCAAGCCUUGGAGGCUCACGUCCAGAUCCUGGAACAGAGGCUCUCUCAAGACCGUCGGAAUCAGAAUGAAUCAAUCGACAACUCGUCUCGGGCAAAAGAGUUGGAAACGUCGUUAGAGGACGCGAGGAGACGCUUACUUGAAGAAAGACAGACCAAGGAAAACUUUGAAGAUCUCCUCACCGCACUUCGGGUUGACCUGGAACAGCAUCGAAAUGAGCGUGACAACUUACGUGAUGAAGUUGUGCCACAGUUGCGUCUACAGAUCGAAGGGCUCGAGCAGAAUCUUGGUGAUUUCCAAAAGUCUCCAUAUGAGCUCUCGCGCCUACAACAAGAACUUCAGAGCCUGCGAGACGAGAAUGCCGCUCUGCACAGCGCCCGAGCAAUGAACAUGCAGUUCCAGUCUAUUUCCGAAGAAGACGACAUGGGUCGAGGUCAGUCACGCGCCGGGACUCUACAACGGUCGAGCACCAUCCAUAUUGGAAAGGGCAACACGAGAGGAGCCGGUAAUCGCGCCUCGUUGUCGAGAUCGAACUCGAUUGUCAACCGUGCAAUCCCAGAUUCCCAACAACCGACGGCAGAUCAGCUCAAGGACAUGACUCAGCAACGUGAUGCCUUGCAUAUGACAGUCAGGUAUCUCUUGAGAAGACAAGAGCAUCAACGAAAACAAUACGAGAAGAAGAUUCGAAUUACGGAAGCGGAGCUUGACCGUGCCAAGUCAUCGAGACAUGAGGGCAAAGGAGGCUACGAACGUGAAGUUCGCACUCUUCGCUCAGAGAUCAACCUGCUACGUAAGAGGACCGACGACGCCCUCGAACAGAAAUGGCAAUGUGAAAAGGGCCUAGCUGGUUUGAAGAUGGACCUCGAUCGGAGUAAACAAGAGACAUCCAGCCUUGAAAAGCUACUUCAGACGCGUGACGAGAGCGCACCCGAGGUUCUCUCGUCGACCCUUGAGAAAGCCCUCAAAGAUUUGCAGCUGCAACGAGAACAAGCCCGCCAACAUGAGUCGCUAGGAUCCUUGCACAAAGAAGAAGAGUUCGCUGGUGAAUUGGAAAGAUCUGCGCAACGGUCUGAAGAACUUGCGGCUCAAGUUCGACGACAAAUGACAGCCAAUGCAGAGCUCCGAGGACGCCUGAAGCAAGCCAUCUCCAGCGGUGAGGCCAACCAGGCUGCAUCGGCAGGUCAAAUCAAUGAACUCCAGAUCAAGCUCCGCAAACUGGAAGAUGUCAUUAACGUCGCUCAGAUGCAGUCAGAGACGGCUGUGAUGAAGCAUGAGGAAGAGGUUCGCGUUUUGAGGGCAAGCCACAACGUUCAGUUGAUGCGCAGCGCCUCUGGAAGAAAGACCUCUGGCAUGUUGACACCGAACCUGCCGCGGACCCCACUAUCACCCAUGUUCGCCAGCAGCAAGCGCAGCCCUCGACUUGAUCAGACAACCAGUGGACCAGGCCUGAAUCUGCAACAAGCAUUAAAAACCGAAUAUCUCGAACGCAAGGUUGUGGAUCUGGAGAAGGCGUUGGCUGACGCCGAGAAAGAAAUGAAAGAAGUAGUAGGAAGGAUGAACACCGCACAAAUUGGUGUGGCUGAGCUUGAGUCCGAAAGGGACGAGGCACUUCGACAAACUCGACGACUCGAGGCCGAAAUCAUUGCCGAAAGAGAAAAGGUUCAGAAUUUGAUUGAUUAUGAUUAUUCGUACGACUCGGACUAUUAGCGGACCAUUGGUCAAAUGGCAUAUCUCAGGGGCCGACGAGAGUCGAAAAUUUGUUGUUCGAUACCCAUUUGAUUUUGAUGACGCCGUCAUCUGGCAUGCAAACGUAUAGCAUGUGAUUGGUCGCAGCAUGCAUGGUCUAAGAGCUGAGAGAGAGCUCUGAUGAGGCCAAAAUUGCGGUCAUACGGACCGCAUUUGUACAGCACAGGCACUGAGAUGAGGUUGGAGAAGGCGCUCUUGAAGUUGGACAUUGUGACAUAUUGGCAUAUUGACUUGACCAUGGAGAGACACGUGGAGGAAGAUAUAUAUUAAACAGGUGUCUAGUAAUAGAGGUAGAGGACUACUAGGUAGUCAAGAUAUAUACCCUGGCGGAAGAAUUCCUUGGGAACAGC